This is a messenger RNA of Acanthamoeba castellanii str. Neff, 2271 nucleotides long. RefSeq lists its product as uncharacterized. The transcript is spliced from 6 exons. The record is from RefSeq and is a predicted model, not a curated record. Bases 1 to 2271 code for a protein of 756 amino acids. Lineage: Eukaryota; Discosea; Longamoebia; Acanthamoebidae.
AUGGAAGACGACGAUGGCGGAGGCCUCCUCCUGCUGGGAGGGGUGGUACCUCUGCAGCAGCCGCAGCCGCACGUGAAGGAGGAGGAGGAGGCAAAGGGGUUCGUGGCCCGCCUCGCUGGCCGUGGAAAGGGCAAAAAGGAGGAGGGCGGCCCACAAUACCACCACCCCGGCACCACCACCACCACCGCCAGCAGCAGCAGCAGGAGGCCAACGACGCCAACGGCGGCGAGGUGCGUGCACGGCGGGGGCACUACGUGUGCGGGGUGGUGCGUGCGUACGUUCGCGCGGUGCUUCGUGGUGGGGUCGGGCCUCAAGACGCUCCUCAACGUGCUCGUGUUCGCGGCCUUCCGGCGGGGGCGCCCCCUCACCGCGCGGCUGGUCCUCCGCACCCUGCUCGACCUGCGCUAUGGCCUCUUCCUGGGCACCUACUCCUCGGCCUGGAAGGCCCUCUCCUGCCUCACACGCGCCGCCCUUCGACGCACCGGACCACCGCCACCCGCACCUCUGCCGCACGCCCAACCGCGAUCAUCAUCAUCAUCAAGACUUGCGCUGCUGCUGCCACCGUCGCGACGGCCACGCGGUGCCGCCGCCGCAGUUGUAUCGCUGACCUCGUCGGGGAGCGAGGUGGCGGCCCUGCCCGGGUCCCUGGCCCGUCCGUGCUCCUCCCUCGCUCUCGACGCCGCCGCCGCCACGACCACGACCUCUUCGGACCUCGACGACCACGACCAAGAGCAGCAGGUCGACGGCGGCGGCGACGACGACGAGGUGGGGUGGGAAGAAGAAGAAGAAGAGGAUGAGGUGGCGGUGGCUGACAGAGACAGGCGGGAGCGGUGGAUGCUGUGGGCGGGAGACCUGGCGGCGGGGGCGGCGAGCGGGCUGGCGCUGUACUGGCUACCGCAGGGCGAUCGGAAGGGCCUCGCCCUCUACGGCCUCACGCGUAGCGGCGAGUUCCUCGCCCGCUUCCUCUCCGCCAACCGCCUCCUCCCGCCUCUCCUCGAACGACUCGCGCCCCACGUUGACGUCGCCCUCAUGACCCUCUCCGCGUCGCAGAUCCUGUUUUCGUAUAUCAUGGAGCGGGACACGCUAGACCCGACCUACUCGAGCUUCCUGAUCAAGUUCGGGGGCAAGGACGUGCGCGUCAUCGACUCCAUCGCACCCCUGCGCAGAGGCGGCAAGCUCAACCGGGCCAUGUUCAUGGAGUGGGCGCGGGAGCACCAGCUCAAGGACGUCAUGGGCGUCCUGUUCGGCCUCCACCACUACAAGAUCUGCGACGUCGUACACCCCGACUCCAACUGCUUCUCGCACUUUGCCGGGUUCACGUACGAGGCGUUCUGGCGGGCGUUCCCCAUGUACGCCACCCUGCACUCGGUGACGACCCUCGUCUUCCUCCUCCUCAAGCUGCGGGGCUUCAUCGUGGCGCGCGGCUACCACCGCUCCCUUGCCUUCGAAGUGCUGCCUCCCUCGUCGUCGUCGCCACCGCCACUACCGACCGAGAGAGCGGACGACGCCACGCACCUGGAGCUCGUCCCCGCCUGUGCUGCUACUGCCGCUGCCGCUGGCAACGACGGUGGUGGCAGGGGCCGGCUCGCCCUCCACCGGGAUGCCUCCAUGCGAGCUCUCCACGACAGCGACCACCACGACAGCCACGGUGGUGGCCGGCACGACGACGAAGGCGGCAACACCAACACCACCACCACCACCAGCAUCAACAAGGACACCGACCAGGUGCGGCGCCAGGCGGAGGGCGCGGAGAAGAGGCGCCGAGGGCCGCGGGAGCUGGGGCGCAUGGUGAGCUGCAGCAUCCGCAAUCUGUGCGGCCACCUGCGCACGCGCGCCCACGUGCUCGCCCUGCUGCGCUUCGUCCUCACCCAGGUGCUCCCCAAGCUCGCCCUCAACAUCACCCGGUCGUCGCUGUUCCUGGGCCUGUACUGCGCCGCCGGGUGGUUUAGCGCGUGCCUUGCGCAGCGGGCCUUCCUCAUGCGCGACGUGCGGUGCUUCUACCCCGUGCUCGCCCUCCCCGGGUUGGCGUCGCUCAUCGAGGUGCCGGCGCGUAGACGCGAGCUGGCUCUGUACUGCCUGCCCAAGGCCAUGGAGAGCUGCUACGCCGUGUGCAAGAAGUACCACAUGAUCCCCCGGGGCGUGCAGUACUUCAAGAACGGGGAGGUGUUCCUCUUCAGCGUGGGCUCGGCGCUGACGCUCUUUUGCUACCUCAACGGCAAGGAGAGCAUCAAGCCCACCUUCCUCCACCUCAUGAACUGGCUCUGGGCCUGA